AUGGCCGAGGUGGACGUUGCACCGACCUUCGGCGCGGAAUUGAAGGAUGGCUUCAAACCCGCCAACGCCUGGGUCGCCAACGGCAUAGCAUGGCUCGACGAUAUCCAAGGCUUCUACCGCGAACGUGCCGCGAUCGAGAAGGACUACGCCAAACAACUGACAGCCCUCGCGAACAAGUAUUUCGAGAAGAAAGCAAAGAAGUCCGCGGGGCUCGGUGUCGGUGACACGCCGACCAUGACACCUGGUUCCAUAGAGAGCGCUUCCGUCACGACAUGGACCACACAAUUGACAACCCUCGAGGGCCGAGCCAAGGAACACGACAAUUAUGCGAACGACCUCAUCACCAAAGUUGCCGAGCCCAUGAAGGUCCUCGGCACGCGGUUCGAGGAGGUCCGGAAGAAACACGCCGAGUACGCCGACAAGCUGGAGAAGGAACGAGACUCUUCCUACGCCGAGCUGCGCAAGACGAAAGGCAAAUAUGACGCCGUGUGUCAAGAGGUCGAGAGCAAGCGCAAGAAGUCCGAGUCGUCGUUUGACAAGGCAAAAGCACAGAGCGCAUACCAGCAACAAAUCAUCGAGAUGAACAACAUCAAGAACACCUACCUGAUAUCGAUCAACGUCACCAAUAAGCAGAAGGAGAUGUACUACCACGAGUACCUGCCCGAGCUCCUGGACAGCCUGCAAGAUCUCAACGAGUUCCGGGUACUGAAAUUGAACGGGCUCUGGACAUUUGCGUCGCAACUGGAAAUGGGUAUGCUGCAACAGAGCCAAGGGUUGAUUCAGCACCAGACCGAGGAGAUCUCGCGGAACCAGCCACAUCUCGACUCGAUGAUGUACAUCCGACACAACAUGGGCGCAUUCAACGAGCCACCAGACAGGGUCUUCGAGCCGAGCCCCGUGUGGCAUGACGAGCCGACGAUGGUCGUGGACGAGACGGCUAAGAUCUAUCUGCGAAAUGUCCUCAACAAGUCCAAGGGCUCGCUGGGAGAGCUAAAGCGAGAAGUAGAUAAGAAGAGGAGGGAGGUGGAAGGGGCGCAAAGGGCAAAGCAGAGGGUGCGCGACGGGCAAGACAAGAGCGAUGAGGUGACUGUCGUCGCAGCCAUGUUCGCGCUCCAGGAGCAGCUUCAUGCCGUGGACAGGAAAAAGGUCACCGCCGAGGUCGAGACAUCCACCAUCACUGCCGUCGUAGGAGACGUCACGCUCGGCGCCAAGAAUCACAAUUUCAAAUCCCAGACAUUCAAGAUCCCAACAAACUGCGACCUCUGCGGCGAGAGAAUAUGGGGCCUCUCGGCAAAGGGCUUCGACUGCCGCGAUUGCGGGUACACGUGCCACAGCAAGUGCGAGAUGAAGGUUCCCGCCGAGUGCCCUGGCGAGUCGUCCAAGGAGGAACGCAAGAAACUGAAGCAGCAACGGCAGGAAGCCGCCAACUCGCUUCUCAGUCCCAGCCCUGCUUCCGGCGACAAGGUCGCGGAGCUGCCCGCUCUGUCGAGGACGAACACUAUGAACAGCAUGUCUUCAGGAUACGCCGCCAGCGCGCACCGGUCGAUCACGACCGCAAUGAGCCCAACGGAAGAGGAGACGCCGCCAGAGGUCCCCACGAGCACGAGGCCUACGUCUACGAUCGCAUCUGGCUCGGUCAGGAAGAACAGGGUCAUCGCGCCCCCGCCGGCGGCAUACAUCAGCGAGCUGCCAGGAAGUGCGCCAAACGGGUCGGGAGCUAGCCACCAGGAGGUGAAAGCGAAGAUGCUGUUCACGUUCGAAGCAAAUGGCGAAGGAGAGAUCUCUGUACCUGAGGGCAGGGAGGUCGUCGUGCUAGAGCCCGAUACUGGAUCCGGAUGGACCAAGGUCCGCGCGGGCUAUAAGGAAGGCAUCGUGCCGGCCUCCUACAUCGAGGUGCUACCGGCGUCGGCGAUCGCGCCUCAGCACACGGGGGCGUCGGCGCGGCCGCCCUCGACGUACAGCAACUCGGGCUCCUCGAUAGGCGGCGCCCCGACGAUCAAGAAAAAGGGCCCAGCGGUGGCGCCCCGGCGCGGGGCCAAGAAGCUGCGGUACGUCGAGGCGCUCUACGACUACACGGCGCAGUCCGACACCGAACACACCAUGGUGGAGGGGGAGAGGUUCGUCCUCAUCAAGGAGGACCCCGGCGACGGCUGGGCCGAGGUCGAGAAGGGCGGGCUUACCAAGAGCGUGCCUGCUAGCUACGUGCAAGCUGUUUGA
This is a messenger RNA of Diaporthe citri, 2217 nucleotides long. RefSeq lists its product as uncharacterized. The record is from RefSeq and is a predicted model, not a curated record. Bases 1 to 2217 code for a protein of 738 amino acids. Gene Ontology annotation, biological process: regulation of actin filament polymerization. The transcript is spliced from 4 exons. NCBI's taxonomy places the organism in Eukaryota, Fungi, Ascomycota, Sordariomycetes, Diaporthales, Diaporthaceae. Gene Ontology annotation, molecular function: protein binding.